GGACUGACUUCCCUUCUCUUUGCACUCAUCUCCUUGCAGCACAAGUCCAUUGAUAUUUCUUAUCUUCUCGAUUUUUGACUCUGCUUAGAAGAAACGGCCAUGUCUCGGCAGUCUGUCUGCAGAAGCUUUGGAGGCGGGAGUAGAAGGGGCUACAGCUCUUGCUCUGCCAUCGGUGGUGGCUUUGGAGGAGGUGGCGGCAGAAGCAGGAGCAGCUACAGCUCAUUCUCUAUGUCCAGGGGAUUUGGAGGUGGCGGACGUUGUGGAGGGUUUAGCAGCAAGAGUCUCCAUAACAUGGGUGGCAGUGGAAGGAUUUCCAUGGGUGGAUGCUAUGGCGGUGGAGGAUAUGGAGGCAGAAUGGGUGGCUUUGGUGGAGGCUAUGGAGGAGGACUAGGCAGCUUUGGUGGAGGAAUGGGUGGAGGAGGAAUGGGUGGCUUUGGAGGAAUGGGUGGUUAUGGUGGAGGAAUGGGUAGUUAUGGUGGAGGAAUGGGUAGUUAUGGUGGAGGAAUGGGUGGUGGAGGAAUGGGUGGCUUUGGUGGACCAGGCUUUGGCAUGCCAGGCUUUGGUGGCCCCGGUAGAGGUGGCCCUGGAAUCCAGCCGGUGCAGGUUGACCCAACCCUCCUACAGCCAGUCCAUGUUGAGAUUGAUCCCCAGAUCCAGCAAGUCAAAAACCAGGAGAAGGAACAGAUCAAGACUCUUAACAACCAAUUUGCCUCUUUCAUUGAUAAGGUCCGCUUCCUGGAGCAACAGAACAAGGUCCUGUCCACCAAGUGGGAGCUCCUCCAACAGCAAGGGCCUUCAGGGCCAAGGAAGAACCUCGAUGUCAUCUUUGAAAAUUACAUCCAGAACCUGAGGAGGCAGCUGGACUCAAUCUUGGCACAGAGGGGACAGCUGGAGUCAGAGCUGCAGAACAUGCAGCAAUACGUCGAGGAUUACAAAACCAAGUAUGAGGAAGAGAUCAACAGGCGCACAACUGCUGAGAAUGAGUUUGUGGUGCUUAAGAAGGAUGUGGACUGUGCCUACAUGACUAAAGUAGAGCUGGAAGCCAAGGUGGGAGCUCUGACUGAUGAAAUCAACUUCUUGAGGUGUAUGUAUGAGGAGGAACUGGCUCAGAUGCAGACAAUCAGCCGGGACCUGUCCGUGGUGGUGUCCAUGGACAACAAUCGGCACCUGGAUCUGGAGAGCAUCAUUGAGGAGGUCAGGCGUCAGUACGAGCAGAUUGCUCAGAGCAGCAGAGCUGAAGCUGAGGCUUGGUACCAGAGCCAGUACGAACAGCUGCAGAGCACUGCUGGAAGACAUGGGGACAGCCUCCGUAACACCAAGAUAGAGAUCCAAGAGUUGACCAGGAACAUCCAGAGGCUGCGGGCUGAGAUUGAGAAUGUGAAGAAGCAGAACCAGCAGCUGCAGGCAGCUAUUGCUGAGGCCGAGGAGCGGGGUGAGAUGGCCCUCAAGGAUGCUCGGUUAAAACUGGAAGAGCUGGAAAGUGCCCUGAGCAAAGACAAGGAGGAGCUGGCUCGCUUGCUGAAGGAGUACCAGGAGCUGCUGAACAUCAAGAUUGCGCUGGACGUUGAGAUUGCCAUGUACAGGAAACUGCUGGAGGGAGAGGAGAACAGACUGUGCAAUGAUGGCAUGUCCAACGUCAAUGUCUCUGUGGUAGGCAGGACCAGCAUCUCUGGAGGCAGAGGAGGCAUGGGAGGAGGCUUCGGAGGCGGCAGCGGCAUGGGAGGAGGCUUCGGAGGCGGCAGCGGCAUGGGAGGAGGCUUCGGAGGCGGCAGCGGCAUGGGCGGAGGAAUGGGAGGAGGCCUAUGUGGAGUAGGAAGCAGCAUUGGAGGUGGAAGCAUGGGCGGCAGCUGUGGAAUGGGAGGAGGAAUGUACAGCGGUGGCUUCUCUUCUGGAAGUGGAAGGAUGUGCGGCUCCGGAGGUGGCAGCUUCGGCUCUGGUGGGGGAUCGUCCUCCAUACGGAGAUGUGUCACGACCACCUCCGUCAAAUCUUCAGGAGUGAGAGGAGUGCCUGAAGCUGUGGAGUCAGAGAAGACUGUGCACACUUCUCUCUGCAUUCAUCCCUCAGCAGCACAGCUCCGUUGGUCUUUCUGCUCUUCUUGAUUUUGACUCUGCUUGGAAGAAACAGCCAUGUCUCGGCAGUCUGUCUGCAGGAGCUUUGGAGGCGGGAGUAGAAGGGGCUACAGCUCUUGCUCUGCCAUCGGUGGUGGCUUUGGAGGAGGUGGCGGCAGAAGCAGGAUCAGUUACAGUUCAUACUCCUCAUCCAGGGGAGGUGGAGGAGGUGGACAUUGUGGAGGUUUUAGCAGCAGAAGCCUCCAUAACAUGGGUGGCAGCAGAAGAAUUACUGUGGGUGGAUGCUAUGGUGGUGGAGGAUACGGAGGCAGAAUGGGUGGCUUUGGUGGAGGCUAUGGAGGAGGAAUGGGUGGCUUUGGUGGAGGAAUGAGUUGUGGAGGAAUGGGUGGUGGAGGAAUGGGUGGUGGAGGAAUGGGUGGCUUUGGAGGAGGAAUGGGUGGUGGAGGAAUGGGUGGUGGAGGAAUGGGUGGCUUUGGUGGAGGAAUGGGUGGUGGAGGAAUGGGUGGUGGAGGAAUGGGUGGCUUUGGUGGCCCUGGCUUCCCUGGAGGCAUCCACCCAGUGCAAGUUGACCCAACCCUCCUGCGGCCAGUCCAUGUUGAGAUUGACCCCCAAAUCCAGCAAGUGAAAAACCAGGAGAAGGAGCAGAUUAAGACUCUUAACAAUCAGUUUGCCUCCUUCAUUGAUAAGGUCCGCUUCCUGGAGCAACAGAACAAGGUCCUGUCCACCAAGUGGGAGCUCCUCCAACAGCAGGGGCCUUCAGGGCCAAGGAAGAACCUCGAUGUCAUCUUUGAAAAUUACAUCCAGAACCUGAGGAGGAGGUUGGAGUCUCUCCUGGGGCAGAGGGGACAGCUGGAGUCGGAGCUGCAGAACAUGCGGCAAUACGUGGAGGAGUACAAAACCAAGUACGAAGAAGAAAUCAACAGGCGCACCGCUGCUGAGAACGAGUUUGUGGUGCUCAAGAAGGAUGUGGACUGUGCCUACAUGACUAAAGUAGAGCUGGAAGCCAAGGUGGGAGCUCUGACUGAUGAAAUCAACUUCUUGAGGUGUAUGUAUGAGGAGGAACUGGCUCAGAUGCAGACAAUCAGCCGGGACCUGUCCGUGGUGGUGUCCAUGGACAACAAUCGGCACCUGGAUCUGGAGAGCAUCAUUGAGGAGGUCAGGCGUCAGUACGAGCAGAUUGCUCAGAACAGCAGAGCUGAAGCUGAGGCUUGGUACCAGAGCCGGUAUGAAGAGCUGCAGAACACUGCUGGAAGACAUGGGGACAGCCUCCGCAACACCAAGAUAGAGAUCCAAGAGUUGACCAGGAACGUCCAGAGGUUGCGGGCUGAGAUUGAGAACGUGAAGAAGCAGAACCAGCAGUUGCAGUCAGCUAUUGCCGAGGCCGAGGAGCGGGGUGAGAUGGCCCUCAAGGAUGCUCGGUUAAAACUGGAAGAGCUGGAAAGUGCCCUGAGCAAAGACAAGGAGGAGCUGGCUCGCUUGCUGAAGGAGUACCAGGAGCUGCUGAACAUCAAGAUUGCGCUGGACGUUGAGAUUGCCAUGUACAGGAAACUGCUGGAGGGAGAGGAGAACAGACUGUGCAAUGAUGGCAUGUCCAACGUCAAUGUCUCUGUGGUAGGCAGGACCAGCAUCUCUGGAGGCAGAGGAGGCAUGGGAGGAGGCUUCGGAGGCGGCAGCGGCAUGGGAGGAGGCUUCGGAGGCGGCAGCGGCAUGGGAGGAGGCUUCGGAGGCGGCAGCGGCAUGGGCGGAGGAAUGGGAGGAGGCCUAUGUGGAGUAGGAAGCAGCAUUGGAGGUGGAAGCAUGGGCGGCAGCUGUGGAAUGGGAGGAGGAAUGUACAGCGGUGGCUUCUCUUCUGGAAGUGGAAGGAUGUGCGGCUCCGGAGGUGGCAGCUUCGGCUCUGGUGGGGGAUCGUCCUCCAUACGGAGAUGUGUCACGACCACCUCCGUCAAAUCUUCAGGAGUGAGAUUCUGAGCCCCCAAGCCAGAUUGAAAAAGGAAAGAAGCAGCCCCUAUCUUCUCCCGGCAGCAGCCCAACCUCCUUAAAUCCAGCUCCGGUGUCCUGCAAUGAAAUGAACUGUGUCCCUCAUGGCCCACCACAUACCAGCACAUCUACCUGGCUCGGUCCCAUCAGGGGAGUCUCGUGGCGAUGCCACAUCCCGUUAGCAGCCCUGGCAAGCUGCUCGUUAGCCCCAAGCCCAGUGAUGAAAUAAGCGUCUGAGCAAAGAAAAGUCUCACAUGUGGAUACCCAGCACGGAGAGCUGAUUUACAGGAGGGAACCGCUCUGCCUUUCUUGCUGUGUUGUACAUUUCUGGCUGCCUCGUGGCAAAUGUGUAUAAAACUCCUCUUUCUUCCUCUGUCCUCAUGUCCCUUCCUCGAUGGCCGUAUCCCUGGGGUGCUUCUGCAUGCAGUACAUCCCGCUGCUUCCAUUCACUAGCCUUUGGGGUGAGGGUAGGUGUGGGGCAAGCGGGACUCGUCCCGUGGCAGAGCUGGGGAGGGAGCAUCUUCUCGGCAUGUGGCCAGAGGGAUUAACUGCCCCAGGUUGGAGCACCUGGGCAGCUUUGCUCACCUGGUAGCCCCAGGUGUGCCAUAAGCAGGAGCUCUCUCUGGAGCCAUGGCUUCCAGUUCCGCUUGUCCUUGCUCUCCAUGGUACCUGAUAAGACCUCACACACACGUGGACUUUUUCAAAGGAGAACAAAGCUUGCUCUUCAGUGCCUGGUCCCCUGUGACAUGGAACGAGAUGUACUGUCCCCACCUCCCUUCCUCUUCUGUUUGUGGUAUGCCCUACUUCCUUGGGAUGUUGCCAUUCUCAAUAAAUUGCA
Messenger RNA from Aquila chrysaetos chrysaetos, 4885 nucleotides. RefSeq lists its product as uncharacterized. The record is from RefSeq and is a predicted model, not a curated record. Gene Ontology annotation, molecular function: structural constituent of skin epidermis. Gene Ontology annotation, cellular component: keratin filament. The transcript has 18 exons. NCBI's taxonomy places the organism in Eukaryota, Metazoa, Chordata, Aves, Accipitriformes, Accipitridae. Gene Ontology annotation, biological process: keratinization; intermediate filament organization.